Molecule: messenger RNA, 534 nt
Organism: Mytilus californianus (California mussel)
Lineage: Eukaryota; Metazoa; Mollusca; Bivalvia; Mytilida; Mytilidae
Product: UDP-glucuronosyltransferase 2B7-like
Exons: 3
Coding region: 1-534 (177 amino acids)
Molecular function (GO): UDP-glycosyltransferase activity
Source: RefSeq, a predicted model, not a curated record
AUGAAUGAUAAGAAAUUGAUAGACGAAUUAAAAGACCAGAAAUUUGAUAUUGCUGUUAUAGACUACGCACCUGUUCUUUUUGUUUCUUUUGGCAGUAUUUUCAAAACAUUUCCGAAUAAUACCUUCGGGAAAAUGAUUGAAGCUUUUAAACAAAUAUCUGAUCUUAACUUUGUGAUUCGACAAGGAGAUACAGAGGAGACAACAGACAAUAUUUUGAGACUUCCAUGGAUCCCGCAGAACGAUUUACUCGGUCAUCCCCGUACCGUUUUAUUUAUAACUCAUUGCGGUAGGAGUGGAAGUAUGGAGGCUAUCUACCACGGAAUCCCUGUUAUUACAUUUCCCUUAAGUAUUGACCAACCUUACAAUGCAGCUGUUAUGGAAGACAAAGGUUAUGGUAUCAAGAUGGAUUUACAUGAUUUUUCUACUGAGGAAUUAAUUGCCAAUAUUAAACAAGUAGCUUUUACCGAUAAUUAUAAGCAUGACCCCAUACCAGAUAAGAGCGUCAGUAAACAUCCACAGAUGCCUGAUAUUUAA